AUGCAUUCCAAUUCCAACUACAAUUACAUUGUUCAUUUGUUUCCUAUGUUCUUUCUGUGUCCCUUCAGCUUCUUCUUCUAAUCAUCAAUCAUGGACAGAAACAAUUCUCGCAGACAACUUGCUGCAAUGAAACAGUCCCUCUUUGAUCAAGGACAUCUUGAUGAACAGUUUAUUCAACUUGAAGAAUUGCAAGAUGAUGCUAAUCCUAAUUUUGUUGAGGAAAUUGUCACUCUUUACUACCGUGAUUCAUCUAGGCUUAUCUCUAGCUUGGAACAAACACUGGAGAGGAGUCCACUGGAUUUCAACAAGCUGGACACAAUCAUGCACCAGUUUAAAGGAAGCAGCUCAAGCAUUGGGGCCAAAAAGGUGAAAGCAGAAUCAACUCUAAUUAGGGAAUAUUGCAGGACAGGAAAUGCAGAAGGAUGCAGGAAGAGCUUUCAACAAAUGAAGAAAGAAUAUGUAGCAUUGAGAAAGAGACUUGAAACUUAUUUUCAAUUGGCUAGGCAAGCUGGGCCAAUGGAUAGAGCAUGUCGCCCUAAGUAAAGACCUUAGAAAAAUAUAUAUAUAUAUGCAUUUAAUGAAGGCAUGCAAAAUGUAAUUGGUGAUUUUUGUAACUACGAAGGAAAAAAGAAAAAUGUUAAGUAUUCACCACUAGAAUUGGAAAGGCAAUAUGGCCUGUUUGAGAGCAUUGUGCUGCCAAAUAUAUAUCAGGUCUAUCCUAUGUUCUUUUUAAUCAAAAAGGGCUAUAGGAAUCCUGCUAUGAAGCAUUAUAGUUUGUACUAUCAUCACUAUAAAGGAAAUUAUGUUACACCUUGUUACAAAUACCA
Messenger RNA from Medicago truncatula (barrel medic), 827 nucleotides. Its product is annotated as histidine-containing phosphotransfer protein 4. The transcript has 5 exons. Gene Ontology annotation, biological process: cytokinin-activated signaling pathway; phosphorelay signal transduction system; phosphorylation. The coding region runs from base 91 to 543 and encodes 150 amino acids. Gene Ontology annotation, molecular function: protein histidine kinase binding; histidine phosphotransfer kinase activity. The record is from RefSeq and is a predicted model, not a curated record. Gene Ontology annotation, cellular component: nucleus; cytoplasm. NCBI's taxonomy places the organism in Eukaryota, Viridiplantae, Streptophyta, Magnoliopsida, Fabales, Fabaceae.